Molecule: messenger RNA, 1818 nt
Organism: Dromiciops gliroides (monito del monte)
Lineage: Eukaryota; Metazoa; Chordata; Mammalia; Microbiotheria; Microbiotheriidae
Product: synaptotagmin-4-like
Biological process (GO): calcium-ion regulated exocytosis; regulation of dopamine secretion; cellular response to calcium ion
Cellular component (GO): synapse; axon
Molecular function (GO): calcium ion binding; calcium-dependent phospholipid binding; phosphatidylserine binding
Source: RefSeq, a predicted model, not a curated record
AUGGCCCUUCCUCAGGACUACGGAGAAGGGACCAGGAAGACCGUGCCGGCUCUGGUGGAGAGCACAGACUACGAUCUCAGUCCAACUCAGGAACGUGAGCGCACAGUAGAUCCACGUGGCCCGGCCUCCUUUCCUCAGCCAGCUCCUCUCCUGGCACUCAGAGACCCGCCCACUGAGUCAGAUCUCGUGCAGCUGGAGGUGGCAUCUCUACAAACCAGCAUCACCAAGAUGGGAGUCGGGCUGAGGGUGGAGAAUACACUCACGGCAGUGUAUCAAACUGGUGCCAGCGGUUCAAUCUUCUCUCCCCCUGCCCGAGGCAACGGAAAGUCAGGAGUAUUUCAGCAGGUGCUGGGCAGGGCAGACUGUGCCUUUGACCACCUCCUGGAAACCUUUCUCAGGGCAGCCCCAGGGAUGCCUCAGCUGUCCCUUGGUCUACCCACUCUGGGAGAAUCAUCCAUGCCUGCAGCAGGGGGCUGGCCUCCGGCCCCCCAACCUCUUGGUAGUCCCCACCAUGAACAGGAAGCAGUGUCCCCACAGAUCUUCCUGGGAGCUGGAUGCGCUGUCCUCUUCUCCAGCUUCCUCCUGGGCUGUGGAUUCUGUUGGCUCUGGAGACAACGGUGGGCCAAACUUCCCACCCCAGCCACGGCUGUGGCCCUGGAAGCUGUGGUCCCUACAGAGCCCCUGGCUGUGUCUGUCCAGCCUCAAUAUCAGUCCCUCCAGGCCUGGGAGCCCCCUUCCCAGAGUCCCAUGGCCCAGGUCUCUUCCUCUCUACACCCCCCUGAGCCUCCUAAUUUCCCGUCCCCAUUAAAGAGGAGGCAGAGAAAGACCAUCGCCAGAGCCAGUUCCCUGGGGUGGCUCAGUUCUCCCUUGGCCUCUCGCAGCCUCCUUGGUCACCCCCAACCUCAUCUCAGCUUCUCCCUGGGCUAUUCACCAGUGGAGGAGGAACUGACCGUGACAUCCAUCCGAGUGUCAAAGCUAUCCCAGGCUUUCCUGCCUGGCAGGGGAUCCUAUGUCAAGCUGCGCCUGGUCCCAAGCAGGACUGGGCACCAAAAAACAGCCCUGCAGCCUCCCGGCCCCACCAUGGAGUUCUGUGAGAGGUUCUGCUUCCAAGGCUGCACCCCAGAGGUUGUGAGGGUCCUGGCUCUGCGGAUGUCUGUCUACAGCCGGGACUUCCCCGGCCUCAAAAACAGCUUUGUGGGUGAAGUGCUCUUUCCCUGUGCCCAGGUGGCCUCCGAUUCUAUCUUGGGCUGCCUGGUCAGCUACACCCGGGAGCUGUCCACCACCAGGAGCAAACUGCAGAAGAGCCUCAGCUCCCAGGACCUGCUCAGGACUCCCUGGAUGAGGUCCCAGGGCCAGCUCUUCCUCCUUCUUCAGUAUCAGGCUACUGCCAAUCGCAUCAAGGUGCUGGUUCGCAAGGCGGAGAAUUUGUGCAACCUGGGUCGACUACCAGGACACCGGGAGCACUCCGUGGUGAUCAACCUGUACCGGGCUGGCCAGCUGCUGGACUCCAGGGAGACUCGGGCUGUGGUGGGAUGCAGCCCAGUGUGGAAUGCUCCCUUCCUCUUCAGCCUCCCCGCUGGAGGCCUCCAUGAGCAGAAUCUCUUCCUGCAGUUCACUGUCACGCAGAGCCAUCUGCUAACCCGAACUCUCCCCUUGGGUUGGGUCCGAAUCGGUCCAGAAGCCCCAGCAGCUGGGCGUGCACAUUGGUGGGACAUGUGCCAGCAUAGCCCCCGGGAAUCUGCCCAGUGGCACCCCCUCUGCCCAGGCAAGCCGGACCCCCGGGCAGCAGCCUCUGGAUCUGGGGCAAGAAACAGUUGA